Messenger RNA from Plasmodium coatneyi, 1414 nucleotides. RefSeq names its product Arg-rich splicing factor. The record is from RefSeq and is a predicted model, not a curated record. Lineage: Eukaryota; Apicomplexa; Aconoidasida; Haemosporida; Plasmodiidae. Gene Ontology annotation, molecular function: RNA binding. Bases 1 to 1059 code for a protein of 352 amino acids. The transcript has 2 exons.
AUGGGGCCCUACAUGAACCAGAGGAACCAGCCCAUGUCCCUGUUGAUCAGGAAGCUGAAGUAUGACACAUCGCCAUCGAUGGUACGAGAAAAAUUUAAAAGAUUUGGAGCCAUCAAAGAUGUGUACUUACCGAUAGACUACUACACGAAGGAACCGAGAGGCUUCGGAUUUGUUGAAUUUUACGACCCCAAAGAUGCUGAGGUAGCACUGAAAGAAAUGAACGGGGCGGAGAUAGAUGGAAAUAGAGUAGAAGUUUUUGUAGCCCAGAAGGGAAGAUCAGAUCCAAGAGUUAUGAGAUAUAAAGAAAAGGGAGGAGGAGUCCCACAAGGACAAUAUCCCUAUAGAAAAUAUUCAGAUUAUAGAAGCAGAAAAAGAUACAUUUCUAAAUCGAAUUCUAGAUACAGAUCCUAUUCUAGAGAUAAAAUAAGAAGGAGAGAUGAUAGAUCGAGGGAAAGGUUUAGGUCUAGAAAUAGCUACGACAGAAGGAUGGAAAGUUAUAGGGAUAAAAAAAGCUAUUACCCUAAAAGUAGUUACAAAGAAUAUAGAAAUAAAGAUUACGACAGAAGUCGUAGUAGGAGUAGACGAUCCAGGGAUUAUAGAAAUGACAGCCCAAGAUAUAAAGAAAAAAGAAAGUAUGAUAAAUACUACCGAAGUAGCAGUAGAAGAGUAAGCAGAGGAGGAGGUGCUGGAGACGAUAAGUAUGAACGUAAAAGUAGACAUGACAGAAAGGAUAAUUAUAAAUCCAAAUAUGAUAGUAAUGAUGAAUAUAGUGAUGAAACUAGAAAUUCUAGUAAACAUUCAAAAAAGCAGCGUGCUUCUAAAUCUAUAUCUUUUAAUACGGAUAAGGAGGAGGGCAGAAAAAAAAAUGACAGUGCCAAUGAUAAGGAUAAUUCUAAGGAUUGGCGCGAAAGCGAAGAGAGAGCUGAUGAACAUAGCAACAGGGGAGAAUCUGUGAAUAGCCAGGAUGAGGAGUCAAAACAUCUAAGAGGUUCACAUUUUGUUAAGCAAGGCGUUUUCCAAAAGCAUAAUUUCAAUUUUCAAGCAUAUAUGCAAAAGUGAAUUCGUAACUCCCGUUAGGAAAAUGAGAAUCUCAAGUCUUCAUUCACGGGUGUUGCUGUCCUUUGCAAGUUGCGUUUCGGUGUUUACGCCUCGGCCGUCGCGCUUUGCCCGCCACAGUUCGCCAGCUACGUUUGGCCAAUGACGCUUUGUUAACCACGUUUUGCCAGCUACACCUAAGCACUCGCGUUUUUCUUUCCCCUUUUUUUUUUAAUUAUUUUUUCUUUUGCAUUCUUCAUAUAUAAUUAAUAAAAAAAUUUAGUCAGUAACAUUUCUCAUUUUCCUAUCACGUUUUUUUUUUUCUUUUCCUUCUCCAUUUCUCCAUUAUUGUGCCCCCCCAAACGAUUUAUUUAGUAUA